AUGGCUGCGUCCAUGGAUGUAAACCUUCAAAUGGAUCAGUACCAUGCCCAUCACCCUCAUGUCUCUGGUGGUUCACUGUCUUCCCAUCCUAGUUCGGGGCAUCUGCAACACGAGGGUGCUAAUACCCGCCUCCCGAAUCAGUUUGGCAUCCAGUCACAAGGCCAUCAUUUUGGUCAUGUCCAUGACUCGUAUGUCAAUUCGACCCCGUCUGUCCAGCAGAUUUUGAUGCAACAGCAAAUCCAACAUCAGCGGUCAGCUCAUUUCGCUCCUCAAGUAUAUGACAGCAAUGAGCGGUUAACAAAACCACACCCCAAUCACAAUACAAGUCCUCUGAAUCAGGUAAAUCAAAUGCGCAUUCAAAUACCUGCUCACCAACAAAUUCCCCAUCCUUUGCAACCCAAUAAUCCCACUGUCACUUCAAAUCCCCGAUAUUCUCCUAUAGAUCAUCAUGGAUCGCAUCAUUCCCCACCAAUCUCGAAAGAUAAUUACAACACUUCUGCCUAUCAUUUGCAAGACCAGUCACAUGUCCUUACUCAUACAUCUCAUUUACAGCAACCUGUAUAUCCUUAUCAUGGAGAUUCAUCCCAAAUGCAAAAUCCACAGACGACCGCCCACACAACGGAAUUAUCCAAUUCUCAGUAUACGGGACAUCACUUAUCCAUGCAAUUAAAUAACAGUGCUUCCGGAGAUAACGAUAUUCACCAUUCUGGUAACCAACAUCCUCAUGUUUCUGCUGGUUUCCAAGCCCCUCCAGCUCCCUAUGUACCUCCAGCUAAAAAGCGGCGGGGAAGACCCCCAACUCAUCCAACUUUUGAUGUCGGUGCUGGAACCUUACUUGACGAAGACGAGCAUACCCUCUAUGGAGCUAUACGGUCGGGAAGAGUAGCUCCACAAACAGUUGUUGAUGAUUGGAUUGAACAAUAUAAAACAAAUCGUGAACCAGCUAUGUUGGAAUUGAUCCAAUUCUUUAUUUCGUGCAGUGGUUGCAAAGGAAAAGUAACACCGGAAAUGUAUAGCCGUUUGUCACAUGCUGAUAUUAUUCGUCGAAUGACUGAAGAGUUUGAUGAAGACUCGGGUGAAUACCCACUUAUACAAUCAAGCCCAGUUUGGAAACGCUUUCGUUCAAAUUUUGUUGAAUUCAUCCAAGUAUUAAUUCGUCAAUGUCAAUACAGCAUAAUUUACGAUCAAUGCAUGAUUGAUCAAGUGAUCUCUUUAUUGACAGGCCUUACUGACUCACAGGUUCGGGCGUUUAGACAUACCAGUACAUUGGCUGCUAUGAAAAUGAUGACUGCUCUUGUUGAUGUUGCGCUCAAUGUUAGUAUCAAUAGAGAUAACACACAACGUCAGUAUGAAGCUGAAAGAUCAAAAGUUCAGAACCGACGUGCUUCUGACAGACUUGAAGUGCUAAUGCAACGUCGACAGGAAUUAGAAGAGAAUAUGGAGGAAGUCAAAAAUAUGCUUGUAUACAUUUUCAAAGGUGUUUUCGUUCAUCGAUACAGGGAUAGCCAGGCAGAAAUACGAACAAUAUGCAUGCAAGAAAUCGGUGUCUGGAUGCGUCGUUAUCCAGCUAUGUUUUUAGACGACAGUUACUUAAAGUAUGUUGGUUGGACACUUUAUGAUAGAAUUGGAGAUGUUCGUCUUCAGUGUCUUCGUGCUUUACAGCCCUUGUAUGAAGAUCCUGCUCUCAUCAAUAGUCUGGAGCUUUUCACUUCUCGUUUUAAAUCACGUCUUGUGGAUAUGACACUUGAUAAAGAGACUGAAGUGGCAGUUCAAGCUGUAAAACUAGUCUCGUGUAUAUUGAAGCAUAGUGACUCAGUACUUGAAGACAAGGAUUGUGAAAAUAUAUAUGAGUUAGUUUAUUGCACUCACAGGCCUUUGGCACAAGCAGCUGGUGAAUUUUUAACUUUAAAACUUUUUGAAGUUGAUUCCCAUGCUCCUCCCACUAGAACCAGAAAAGGUAAAAAACGUAGUGAAAAUACACCACUCAUUCGUGACCUCGUGCAAUUUUUCAUCGAGAGUGAAUUACAUGAACAUGCUACUUAUUUGGUCGAUAGUUUAUGGGAUUUAUGCCCAAUGCUUCGUGAUUGGGAGGCUAUGUUAGAUUUGCUUCUUGAAGAACCAGGUAGAGGUGAGGAACCUAUGGAUGCAAAUCAAGAAACAAGUUUGAUCGAAAUUAUGGUUUGUUGUGUUCGUCAAGCAGCAACGGGGGAAUCACCAGUAGGACGACAGACUGGCGGCCAUCAUUCACAUUCCAAUACCAACUUAUUGACUGGCAUGAGUUUACUGGAGACUGGUGGACGCGGUCGGGGUGGUGCAACUACCGGUACAGGGAACAGCGCUGCACCCUCUUCACGUGAAGCUCGUGCCCUGGCCGAAGAACGUAGUCGUAUGACAGAAGCAAUGAUAACUGCUAUACCAGCACUCCUUGCUAAGUAUGCUGUUCAGGAUAUUGUAGAACGUCAUACUGAUCCACACACAUUAUUGGCUUGUUCACGCGUUUACGAAUCGUUGUGUAUUGAUGAAUUAAGCAUUUCUGCAAAGUGUCAAACUGUCCGCGGGACGCUGUUGGAUCGUUUGGUGGAUCUUUAUCGGGAUGCAUUCUUAAACUACUUUAACGAUCAGGGAGAGGAACCCGAUCAGGAUGAUGAGUUUCACUUACUAGCUGCAUUGAAACGAAUCUAUGCGUUUUACGCUUGUCACGAUCUUUCUGGAUUGGAUUUAUGGGAUAGUCUUAUCAGGAUCGCACAAUCCGGAAAUGAUGCCAACGGUGAAAUUGUGGCUCAGGCUGUUAGCUGUUGCUCUAAAGCUCUACUGUGGAAUCUUGCUAGAAUAGGAGAGGCUGAUGUCGACAAAACGGAUUUGAACAAACUAAGAAGACAGUUAAAUCUGUAUAUGGACGUAUGUAUUGGCUACCUAGAUCAUUCAUGCAAACGGUUAGCAUCAGAAUCGUUUCUAUCCAUUUGUGAUUUGCUAGUUGUUUUUUCACGUCAUCUUUCCGUUCACUUGCCAAAUCUGAAAUCUAUCAUUUAUACAGCCGACAGGGAUCUAGAACUCAAGUUGACCAAUUUUCUGGAGCAACGCGUUUUCGUUGAUGAUGACGACGAAGAGGAUGAUGAAAAUGUCAAAUUUGAAUCGCUUCACGAAAGGCGUACACAGCUAGCUGCAUUUUUUAAACUAGUAAUAUAUAAUUUGAUUCCUAUACGAGCAGCUGCUCCGAUCUACAAAUAUUAUAUUCGGUCUUUCAAUGAUUUUGGUGAUAUUAUGAAAUCUACACUGGCCAAAGCUCGUGAAAUCAAUCGCGUGCACACCGCUCGUAUGAUUGCGCAUUGUUUAGAAUUAUGUUAUCUACAAGUAGAAUCAGCUUCUAAUAAUUGUGUUGAACGUGGUUCUGAAGGUCUUCAAGCUGUAAAGGAACUUGCUAGGCGUCUGAAUCUCAGUUUCGGUCUCGAUCUAAUUAAAAUACGAGAAUCUAUGGUUGCCUUUCACUCCGAAGGGAUACAGUUUUGUGUUUCUCGAGCUGCUUCCACAGCUGCUGCAACAGGUCAAACCCCUGGUGUCCCAAGCAAUUUACUUUUCCUUGAAGUUGUCGCUGAAUUCUCAAACAAGCUUCUCAGACAAGAUAAGAAAACCAUAUAUGAAUAUCUCCGUCGAAUUUUCCCAAAUCCUGUUGGCAGUGAAUGGGCUAGUCUGCAUGCCUAUCGAUCAAGUCUGGAUCCUGACAACACUGAUAAUGCUCCAGGACAUGAUGGAGUUAGUCAUGCUACAAAUCCUCAAGCUGUCAGCAGUUCCAAUCCUGCUCCAGUACAAGGUAACACGGUGGUACCAACAAGUGGACGUGUAGGAUAUGGGGGUAGGGGGCGCGGCAAACGACUCCGAGAUUCUGACUCCUCUCUUCCCGACGCAAAUUUAAAUCCACAGUCCACAAGUACAGCUAUCAAAAAAAAGCGCACCAAUAUCGCGAGUAGUAGCAAAAAUGCAUCUGGAAAUGUUUCUAGUAUGACUGCAGCUGACCCUUCCCGACCUACAUCACCUUCAGAAAUACCCCCCAACAGUGCAGGAUGUGCACCCCACCAUAAUCCUUCGACAUCGAUGACAACUUUAGCUACUCCCGUUCAUCCGUCUAACCAAUAA
Messenger RNA from Schistosoma mattheei, 4131 nucleotides. The record is from the annotation of a GenBank genome assembly. NCBI's taxonomy places the organism in Eukaryota, Metazoa, Platyhelminthes, Trematoda, Strigeidida, Schistosomatidae.